Erythranthe guttata (spotted monkey flower) is the source of this 417-nucleotide messenger RNA. NCBI's taxonomy places the organism in Eukaryota, Viridiplantae, Streptophyta, Magnoliopsida, Lamiales, Phrymaceae. The record is from RefSeq and is a predicted model, not a curated record.
AUGGUACAGACGAGGACGACAGUGAGAAAUAUUGACCAGUCAGUCAUUAUCGAAAAUGUUCAGCCGUUGAUGCCAGAUAAUCAGUUCAACACCAUGAGUUUGCCGAUCAAGGAAAUACUCGACACAUCAAGCAAACACGAAACUGAGAAACUAAGGCCUCCACGCCAUUAUAGCCUUCGUAGUUCGAGGAGAGAAGAAAUAAAGAAGGUUGUUUCGGAGGAAGCUUCUAGAACUUGUUCUAGCGAGUCGAGUGUUGUAAUUGAUGUGCAGAAUGAGGAGAAUCGUGUUUGUGAUACUCAAGUAAAGUACGAGAAUUCUUCAAUGUCGAGUGAGGAUCUUUCGGCAUGUGUUGUUGAGGAUUCCGAAGAAGAAAGUGAGAUAGAAAUAACCACCAUCAGAAAGAUCUUUUUAUGUUGA